AUGUUCCGCCUAUCUGUACGCAUUGUGACCUUGCGGUUGGAUGUACCACUUCGUCGCUUGACUCUUAUUUUCUAUUUCUUAUUUUCCUUCAAUUAUCUGUCUUCGUCCGUUUCCAUGUUGCCCUCCGUUAUCUUGGCAUCGCUAUCGGCAACGUCAUUCUGCAAAGUUGUGGUUUCCGUUCGUUCACCUACCGGAAUCCCGGUAGUUCGGUCCACAACCUCAAGUGCGCCGCAUGGUAACACAACAGUGUGUUCUCCAUACGCGCACUCUUGUUGGUGGAAUCCCCAUCUGCUGCAGAAACCCCAGAUGUCUUGCUUGUCAUCAUAUCGCAACUUCAAAUUCCCGAUGCCAUCAGUGACUCCUAAUUCAGUUAUGGGAAACUGA
Colletotrichum lupini is the source of this 384-nucleotide messenger RNA. RefSeq lists its product as uncharacterized. Bases 1 to 384 code for a protein of 127 amino acids. Lineage: Eukaryota; Fungi; Ascomycota; Sordariomycetes; Glomerellales; Glomerellaceae. The record is from RefSeq and is a predicted model, not a curated record. The transcript has a single exon.